UAAGAUUUUUUUUUUAGUUGGAGGCUAGCAUAUUCCGGGCGUGGACAGUGAUAAAAUGGCUGCUUCGGGUAAAAAACAGAAGAAGCGGAAAGGAAAGACUUUUAAUCUAAAUGACUUUCUGGCAGAUGAACAGCGUGGGUUACCUGGGGGACCAGGUAGCAAUAUUGUGCGGACAAGGCAGACAAUGAAUUCUUGGGCGGAAGAAGCUGCAAGUCUUGAUCUUGAUGGGAGAGAUUAUGGAGAUAGUACCUAUAAAACUGUUAUUGACCGUUCCAUGCUGCCUACGGCACCAAGGGCAGCACGAGGUCCUGAUAUUAACCUUGAAAGUAUCCCACAAACAGCCCCAUUUAUAGCUUAUAUCGGAAAUCUACCAUAUGAUAUCGAGCAAGAAAAAAUUGCCAAAUUUUUUUCGAAGCUGAAGGUAUCCGAAAUCAGGUUGCCGCUUGACAGAGGAUCUCGUGGAUUUGGUUAUGUUUACUUCUCGGACAGAGAAUCUCUUAUAGAGGCAUUAUCUAUGAAUGACGAUGUGAUUCAUGGAAGAAAGAUUCGCAUUGACUUGCCAGGAAACACAGAUCGUGAUGACAGACGAGGUGGGCAUGACCACUUUGAUCGAACGGAUUGUGACUGGAGACGUCCUAGAGAUGAUGAUGAAGGUGGUGGUAGAGGUUUUGAUAGAGACAAUUAUGGUGAUAGGGAUCGAUUUGGUGACAGAGACAGGGAUCGUGGAGGAUUUGGUAAUGCUGCUCCCGAAACUGGCCGCUGGGAAAGAUCAGGUCCAACAGAAAGGAGUGACCGGAGCGAUCGAUAUUCUGCUGCACCUUCUGAUACAUGGGAUCGAGGAGUGACAAUUGAAAAGUCUAAUGAACGAUGGGGUGAUCGUGAUAAAGGAUUUGACCGUGAUAGAGGAUUUGAUCGCGACAGAGGAUUUGACCGUGAAAGAGGAUUUGAUCGCUAUGGAGAUCGUGGAUAUGACCGGGGUUAUGGCAAUAAUCGUUUCCGUGAGGAUAGAGGUUAUAACAGAAGAAAUGAGAGAGGUUUUGAAAGAAGAGGCUUUGGUGGCGAGAGUGAGCCAAGCCGUGAGUCCAGUUCUGAUCCUCCCAAGGACAGACCUCGAUUAAAUUUGAAACCUAGAUCAGUCGCAGCAACUGAACCUGUAGCUGAAUCCUCAUCAUCCAUUUUUGGUGGUGCUCGUCCUGUUGAUACCAGUCAAAGAGAAAAGGAGAUAGAGGCCCGAAUCCGUCGUGAAGGAGAUAUUAUAAAAGCCCGGAAUGAUGAUGAAAAAGAAAAUAAUUAUUACAAGUCAAAUGAUUACUCCAGCCAAUAUCCUGGUAAAGGAGGAGAAAGAGAUAGUUCACGGCGAGAUAAAAGGCAAAGUGGUGGAAGCACCUCUUCACAAGGAAGAGGUAUAAGACCCACACAAAACCAACCAAGAACUAGAUGUGAUAGUAGAGACUCUAGUAAUUCAGAACCAAAUACAGAUGAAAAAGAAGAAAAACAAGUGCCACUUUCUCCUAGAAAAGAAGAUCCUCCAACCAAAAUGGUGCCUGCUCCACCACCCAAAGAGAAUAUUUGGGAAAGACGGAAAACUGAACAGCAGUCAAAUAAAGGAUCAGAAAGUUCACGAAAUCAGAAACAGUUUAACGAUUCUUCAAAAAGAGAUGAUGGAGUUGGUGAAAAUGAACUGAAUGGCAAAGCGUAUCCUAAUGACAAACAUGACCAACCCAGUAGAGGUGGUUCAGAAAAAAGGCGUCCUGUUCGAGAGAAACAGAUGCCAAAGUCAUAUGAGGAAAUGCCUCAGCUUCAAGAUAAUGUGAAAAAGGAUUGGACUGACGCCAACAAAUUCGACUAUUUAAAUACUGAGGAUGAAGACUACCAGGAUCACUCGUGAACAAGUUUUCAACUGCGAAAAUUUAAAAGCCAUAUUUAGUUUCCUCGUUUCCCAUUCAAAACAUCCAAACGCUCUCCUUUUCUCUCUUACUUUAGUAGUUGCUCAACACUAUUCAAACUAGUGUUAACUUCAUUUUUUUUUUUUUUUUAUCAAUGCAGGUCUGGCCAACAUGAUUUUAAUAGGGAAAAGCCAAAUAUAAAUACAGAAAAAGAAAAACUCCUUUAGUAGCAAAAAACAAAAGAUGACAAACAAAAACUCCUGAGUUAACGCUUUUCUUUCCUUUUUUCUUUUUUUUUUUUUUCUUUUUUUUGUAUACUGUAAAUUAUUAUUUUAUUAAUUCUGCAUUUAGCAUCGCAGAUGCUGUCUUCAGCCUAAACUUCUUACUGACUUGAUUUGGUGUUAACAGCUGUUGAGACUCUGGAUUAUUUUAAUUUUGUUUCCUUAUAUCAUUCCUCAUAUUGUUCGUCCUUUUAGCUCUCUCUAUCUCUCCCCCACUGCCCUCUCAGGAGUUAUUUGGUUUAUUAUUUUGCCAAAAAAGGAAUGCCUUCCAAAAAGUAUUCAAUGCAAUGUCUGAUCUAAUCAGUUUUAUCUUUGGUUUGAUAUAUAUAUAUAUAAACAUAUAUACAUACAUGCAUACAUAUAUAUGUAUAUAUCUCAGUGUCUUUUUCUUUUUAAUUUUGUUAAGGAGGUUAAUCUCUUCAACUGUAUAUCUUCUUCUUGCAUGGCUAAACAGUUUGUGUGUUUGUGUAUGUAUGUAUUUUUGUAUAUAUAUAUAUACGUACAAAUGCACAUGCAUUUUCCUAGCAUAGUGUCUUAAGAUUUAUAGAUAUUUAAUGUUUCCGUUUGUAAAUGAUUUUGAUGGUACACUGACGUAGGCUUUGUCUCUUUGCUGCAACAUUACAUCAGAUGUGUUUGUUACAUUAAUACAUGAAAGGCCUAUAGUAUUUCAGUAACAGUGUAUUUUGUGAUGCUUCCGUAUCAGUGCGUAUGCACACAGACUGGAUAAAAAGUAUGUGGUUCAGUUCAUCACCCAGGUGUUUAGGCUCCAUCAUCACAAUUGAUUGGUCUGACGGCAAUGGCUUCUUUAUUUCUUAACCUUUCAGAUAUCUGCAAUGAUAUUACUCGACUCCUUCAGUGAACUUUUGCUUUAUCGUUUAUUUAACACUUCAUCCUUACUCCUACUUACUGUUGUCUGCCUGCAGGCUAGCGGGUUGUGCUUUUAUAGUUUGCUUUAUAGGACACCACUGUCAUGUCCCUUGGUUGGUCAGACUAGAUAAGUACUUGCUAAAGUAAGUAAGUAGACAAACAGUGUAGCAAAAGGGACGAGGUUCUAUGUAAAUUGAUGCCAGUUUGUCCUGUGACUUUGGCACAUAAACUUCCUGCAAUACCCCAUCCUGGUUUAAUACUGGUUUGUGUUCAAAUGCGCAGAAAUAUAUUUUCUAAAGAAAUGUGUAAUUAAAACUGUCAAGAAAAAAAAAAUGCUAAGAAAUUUAAGCCUUUUUUCCUUUGUCCUUUUUAUGUUUAUACCUUAGGCUCAUUCAUUCCUCUUCUCUCAAGUUCUUUUUUUUUUUUUUUUUUUUUCCUUCCUGCCUCUUCCUUAUCAUCCCUAUAUCACUUGUUACAUUUAUUGCCCCAUCCCCACUCCCACCAGAUUGAAAACUGUCAGUAAAUACAAAUGUGAUUUCUGAAAUUGGAUUUGAAAAUAAAAAAUAAAAUUAUUAAAAAGAAUACAUUUAAA
Messenger RNA from Octopus sinensis (East Asian common octopus), 3626 nucleotides. RefSeq names its product eukaryotic translation initiation factor 4B. The transcript is spliced from 16 exons. Bases 56 to 1888 code for a protein of 610 amino acids. Lineage: Eukaryota; Metazoa; Mollusca; Cephalopoda; Octopoda; Octopodidae. The record is from RefSeq and is a predicted model, not a curated record. Gene Ontology annotation, molecular function: RNA binding.